This is a messenger RNA of Pipistrellus kuhlii (Kuhl's pipistrelle), 1542 nucleotides long. It is a transcript of the gene CEP44, whose product is annotated as centrosomal protein 44. Lineage: Eukaryota; Metazoa; Chordata; Mammalia; Chiroptera; Vespertilionidae. The record is from RefSeq and is a predicted model, not a curated record. Gene Ontology annotation, cellular component: spindle pole; centrosome. The transcript has 11 exons. The coding region runs from base 184 to 1374 and encodes 396 amino acids.
UUUCGGAGUCCGCUUCUUUGCUCCGUGGCUGCUGGGUAAGCACCGAGGAGCUGGCGAGGCUGCAUCUUAGACUGGGCUGAGGUCUCCUCUCUGGAUGCCUUUACCGAAGCCCCGGGUGGGAGCGAAUGGCCAGGUGAAAUAUUAGAUUAUUUCAAAAGCUGGAGCUGAAUGUAAUGUUAAAUAAUGGCAACAGGCGACUUGAAGAGAAGCUUACGGAACCUCGAACAAGUGCUUCGCUCGGUAAAUUAUCCUCAAGAAGUGGAUUGUGUAGGUUUGGUUAAGGGAGAUUUAGCAGCAUCUUUACCCAUCAUCAGCUAUUCUCUUACCUCAUAUUCUCCUUAUGUAGCAGAACUUCUGAUGGAAUCCAAUGUAGAACUCAUAGCAAAGAAUGACUUGCGCUUUAUAGAUACUGUCUAUAAGCUUCUUCGUGAUCAAUUUAAUUAUAAACCAAUCUUGACAAAAAAGCAGUUUCUCCAAUGUGGAUUUGCAGAAUGGAAAAUUCAAAUUAUCUGUGAUAUUUUGAAUUGUGUGAUAAAAAAGCACAAGGAGUUGAGUGGUCUUGAUAAGACUCUAUCACUACAAAGAAAGAAAGUCAAUUGUGCUAAGUCAGAACCUAGUUCAAGCAGCGAGAGGUCAUCUGCAGAACCUGUUGGCAUUGAUAUUACUGGCAGGUUCACAACUUCAGGAAAGAAGAAAGCUGUGGUGAUCCGUCACCUCUACAAUGAAGAUGGUGUGAGCAUUUCUGACAGUACGUCAAGUGCAAUGACAGAUGUGAAUGAAGCAUUUGCUGUGAGUGACUUAAAGGAUACUGAAAUACAGAUUCCUGAAGUAAAGGUCCCUGAAAUCGAGUCUGAGCAACAAGAUAUAAAAGUUAAUACUGAGCUUAUUGAACUAAAGACUCUGCUUGCUGAAUGCCAAGAAAAGCUUAAGAAACUGACUCAGAUGGAGAGCAAAUUAGAUUCUUUGGAAGAAAAAAUGAAAGGAAAAGUGAUGGUAGAUGAAAAAACCUGGACCAAUCUAAUAAGUCGUGUCACUCUUCUUGAAACAGAAUUGCUUUUGUCCAAAAAGAAUGAUGAUUAUAUCAACUAUGAUGAAACAAAUGAAGACUAUGCUUCUGGUAGUAGUAGCAGGAAUAUUCUGAAACUUGAUAGCAAAAGCAAAGAGAAGCAAAGCAAAAGCAAAGAGAAAUUAGCUAUUCCUCUGUCUUCCUGUUAUAGAACAGUAUCUAGAGACACAACUCCCAGAACCUCAACUCUUAAUUACUGUGGUCUGAAAGAAAUUUCAGAGGAAACAACAAUUCAGAAAAUGGAAAAGAUGAAAAAAAUGUUUGAAGAAACUGCAGAGUUACUGAAAAGUUCAAAUCAUUCACUAUGAAUUUUUCCACAUGAACUUUUCCAGGACUUUUGCUACUGUAUAUGUUGUAUAUUUUAAGAAUUCCCUAUAAAUUUUAAUAUACUGCAGUAAUUUUGUUAAGAAUUUUAAUUCCUUUUGGUAUAUGAGCUUUUUCAUGCAAUAUUGAAUAAAUAUUUAAAUAUUUUUGUG